UGUUGUCCUGCGGGAGAGCGUGAGGCGCCGGUGAUAGCGAAGGUGGGAGACGGCGGGGCGACGGGGCGACGGGAGCGCUUGCACCUCGUCAGCGACGGCGAGGAUGCGUCGGCCUCCAGGAUGGAGACCCUGAAAGUGAAGGACCGGAUCCUGGAGAACAUUUCGCUGUCGGUGAAGCAGCUUCAGGGAUACUUUGCUGCCUGUGAAGAUGAAACUCCAGCAAUUCGGAACCAUGACAAGGUUCUACAAAGGUUGUGUGAACACCUGGACCAUGCCCUACUCUACGGUUUGCAGGAUAUUUCGUCUGGAUAUUGGGUUUUGGUUGUGCACUUUACACGCAGUGAAGCAGUGAAGCAGAUUGAGGUGUUGCAACAUGUUGCCACAAAUCUUGGUCGUAGUCGAGCCUGGCUGUAUCUUGCACUAAAUGAGAAUUCAUUAGAGAGCUACUUAAGGUUAUUCUGGGAAAAUCAGACCCUGCUUCAUAAGUAUUACUUCAAGAAUGCCCUGGUCUGUAGUCAUGAUCACCUGACCCUCUUCCUCACACUUGUUUCUGGUCUGGAAUUCAUCCGAUUUGAGUUGGAGUUGGAUGUUCCCUACCUUGACUUGGCACCAUAUAUGCCGGAGUAUUACAAGCCACAUCACUUGCUAGACUUUGAGGAGCGUUUGCCCAAUUCUGUGCAUGGUUCUGACAGCCUCUCACUCAAUUCAUACAACUCUGUCACCUCAACUAAUCUAGAAUGGGAUGAUAGCGCCAUUGCACCUUCCAGUGAGGAUUAUGAUUUUGGAGAUGUAUUUUCUGCAGCACAGUCCAUACCCAGCACUGACUGGGAAGAGGGUGAAUUGACAGACACAGUCAGCAGCUGCCCUCGAUCUGGAACCUCAGAGAGUUUGCCAUUGAACAACAAACCAAACUCAAAGAGCCCAACCCUCCGCUACAACCCUUUUAAUGGAGAGAAAACAGAGUCUCCACAUGCACCAGAAGGCAAUGUGGUGCAGAACACUGAAUCCAAGGGAGAAGAGAACACAUUGGAUAUACAGGAUGUCACCAAGAAUACCACAGAGCUUGAAGUAAUCAGAUUGGCAAAGAAGAAGAGAACACCAAAAAAGAAGAGAGGGAAAUCUGAGGAGCAAAUACAGGAAGAAAUACAGCAGUCAAAGGAAGAAGAUGCCAAGACUGAGGAAGACUGUGAUCUGGAAGCACAAGAUGAACAAAGCACAAAAUUGGAUUUGCAGAAAUCAACUGCAAUUCCUGGAACUGAGGACACUAACACUGAGGAUAUGGUGCUCUGCGUGACUCGACGAGAGUCUGAUGCCGAUGCUACCCAGCCAGGUUUACAGAUACCGCAGAUGAAGGACACAUCCAUGAGCAGCGUCGGGCAUUCGCUGAGCAAAGUGAUGGAGCAGCUUAAUGAAACAACUGACACCAAUGCUUGGAUGCCAGACGACGGUCACCCCGAGCAGCCCUUUCGGACUUGUGUCCCGGGGAACACCCCGGGUGAGUCUCCACAUAGCGAGUAUAGUGAGCGGAUGCCACCUGCCAUGGAGUUCUACAGGUUUACCCUCGAGAGUCCAAGCGCUAGUGCAACAGGUAGCUGCAACGAUGACCUUGCAGGGGAUGGCCAACAAGAGAAUGUUUUUGGUAGCCAUGAAGCUGCUAGCACAGAAACGUGCAAAGAAGACAUCCCUGGCACUGUAGCGACACAAGGGAUCACAGAGGAAGCUGAUGCCCCAGUGAGUCAAGAGGCAGAAGAUACAGAGGCUGUUUCGGUACCCAAUAACCAGUCUGAUAACAUAAAUGCCAAGCUGGGUGAGACUGAUCUAGAACAGUUGGAAAUUCAGACCUUCACUUCUGAAAAUAAAGCAGAGAAUGAGGCAGCUCAAAAUAGUCCUUCAGAACUAACCCAUCCAGCUGACUUCAGGGUAGACAAUAAUCUGCUGCUUCUGCUGAUGAUUCAUGUUUUCAGGGAGAAUGAAGAGCAGCUCUAUAAGAUGAUGCAGAUGUGGACAGGUCAUAUGGAGGGGAACCUACAGUUGCUGUAUGUUCUGCUGACAGAUUGUUAUGUCUACCUGUUGAGAAAAGGAGCUGCAGACAAGCCCUAUGCAGUGGAGGAAGCAGUAUCCUACAAUGAACUUGACUAUAUUUCUGUGGGACUUGGUCAACAGACUAUUCAGCUUGUUUGCACUAAUCGACGGAGGCAGUUCCUUCUAGACACAGCAGAUGAAUCUCUGACUGAGUUUUUCCUCACUGCUUUGCGAUCUGCUAUGAUUAAAGGCUGCAGGGAGCCCCCAUAUCCCAGUAUCCUUAUGGAUGCCACCAUGCAGAAACUGGCUCUGACCAAAUUUGUGGCCCAAGAAUCAAGUUGUGAGGUAUCUGACGUCACCAUCCACCUCUACAGUUUGAUUCACUGGGAGGAUCCCAUGGAUGUAACAGCAGGGCCUCAGAAGAACCUCUACAUGACUGUUGCAAAUGCAGUUACAAAAGAAGGAAUUCUACAUUACAGGGCUGGUACCAGCUACCUGGGCUCCCCUAUCUGGAAGCCCUCUUAUGUAGUACUCAGCAAUGGCAUCCUCUAUCAGUAUCCAGACAAGAUAGAUGUAAUGCCACUCUUGUCAGUAAACUUGGCUGGAGAGCAGUGCGGAGGGUGCCGAAGGUCGAGCACUACAGAGCGCCCCCACACAUUCCAAGUGAUUCUGACAGAACGGCUUGCUUUGGAACUCAGUGCUGAGAAUGAGGAGGAGAUGGCCGACUGGAUGCAGCACCUUUGCCAGGCAGUGUCCAAAGGGAUUGUACCCCAGGGUCUUGUACCCUCUCCAUGCAUCCCAUGCUGCCUUGUUGUGACAGAUAGAAUGGUCCUUACAUGUCAUGAAGAUGCUCAGACCAAUUUCUUCAGAUUAUUGGGCAGCACUGAGCUAAUGAAUGUCAGUAGUGUGUCCAUUGCCCCCAGCAGGGAGUACUGUCUGAUGGAGCUAGCUGAAGGUCAGAAAACUCUUCCUUGGUUCCUGUACUUUAGUUGUACUGAGGAGCUGCAGCGCUUUCUAGCUGCAUUGAAGGGUGCUUGGAGGAAGAUCUUCAAGGUUGAUCUGCCUCAAAAGUCACUUCAGGACCCUUCCAUUCGUAAUAAAUGCGAUGAUGCUGUCACACUUAUUCGUACUACCUGGCAGCGAAGCGACAGUUUAUCUAGAGGGCGCAGUGAGCGCGAUCCAUGGUGUUGAAAACACUCACGCCUGAAGCACGGCAUGAGAAUGCUUGCUGCCCCUCUGGAUGUUGCGUGUAGCAUUUUGCACAAUGUUAGUGGAUUUGAACAUACUGCAAGAGAAUGUAAAGGAAUUAAUACAAAUAUACAAGGAAAAAUUCUCUGAAGAAAACCCACCCAUGAAUUUUUCAGAAUGCCUCAACGUUAUAAAUAAUUGAAAGCAGUUAAGGGAAUGGAAACCUGCCCACUGAGGUGGGUAACAGAUGUGACACUCAGUCCAGAUUUGGAAAUGUACAUAUUGAUCAUUUUUGCUCCUCCACUUAAUAAAUAUCCUAUCUCUUAGAAGUUGUAUUCUUGCAACAUGAGUGUCUGCUUUUGAAAGAAUUUUUUUGGAGAGACUUUGGAACAAAACAGAUAUUUCUUCACAACAAGGCAGAUCUUUCCUGCUGGGGGGAAAAUGAAUGGGCCAAGAUUGAGGGAGCACAGGAAAAAAAUAUGCUGCUACUUUGAAGGAGACAUCUGUUUUUCUAAAAUGGUGCAAUGUGACUUGGUCAAUAUCCUUGUAUGUCAGGCUCUCUGCACCAGCUUUGACCUGUAGUUGUGAAAAGUCUUGUCUGCAGGUUUUAGUUUCUUCAGAAGCAAUUGUGAUCCUGAAGAACUGACCAAAAAGAUUUGGGUAUCAUCUGAUGCAUGCAUAAUUGCAUGGAGGACUUUCAAAAAAUUUUAUAGAAAGACUUAUUCAUUUUGGUAUAUUAUUUAGAUUGACUGCACAUCAACCACUUUUUGGUGGCUAAAUAAUUUUGGGUUGUGCAAAGCCCUGAAGUCAGUGUCUCUAGUGGCUCCUUUGUGACUUCCUUCCUACUAAGCUGGAGAAUCUUGCACAAGAGAUUUUACGAUUAACAGGAAUCCUGUGGACUAUAACUCAUGUCUUCAUACCUGAUCAUGUAACCAUAGUGCACCCUUCAAACUGCAGGGUAUUAUAUCGAAUAAUGCUGUUUGAAUGCAAAUCUUCGAUGAGGUGUUGGGUAGACGUGAACAGAUUUGUUACUGGGUAACAUCAGCCUUAGACUGAAAGCCCUUUUACUGCUCAGUCAUUUGAAAAGAGCUGUGUGUAAGAAAUUGUAAGCAGGCUAAAGUUGAAUGAAAACACAAAUGGCAGUAGAUGCUGGAAAUCUGAAAUAAUAAAAACAAAAUGCAGGGAAUACUCAGCAGGUAAAUCAACAUCUGUGGAGAGAGAAGCAAUGUUAAUGUUUUGAUAGUGACCAUCAAAAUGAAAUGUUAAUGCUGUUUCUCUAUUUACGUGCUGCAUGACAUACUGAGUAUUUCCAGUCUUUCCUAUUUAUUAACUGUUGGUAAUCUGUAUCUUGAGGUAGAUGGUGUAAUUUAUCACCUACAUAUGAAUCCAGAGUUUCCUCCAGUUUUUCCAAAAUGGUUUAGUCAACUAAAGUUGCAUUGCCAGUCUGGAAGUGGCUAUGCUGUUGGUAGUGUAAUAAUGUUCAACUCCAUUUAAGAACCACUCUUCUGGAUGAGCAGUGUUCGGAGCAGCAUGUCUGAAAGGCAGAUCAAUGGUUUCUUGGAUGGAGGUGACAAGUGGGGCCGCAUUAAGCUAUACAAAUCACAGGACCCAUAUUCAUCCUUAAAACUAACUCUCAGCCGGUAAUUACCUGUGUAAUAUAACCGUACAGAAUUCUCAUUUUAUAAAUGCAUUAUAUAUUGCACGUCCCCACUUCAUGGCAAUGGGUCAAUAUUGCAUUAACUUUUUGUAGAUCAGCUGCCUCUUCAUGUGAUCUGAAGUUACAGCCUCUAAAUCUUUGUUUUAUUUUCAAUUUCUGUUAUUCUAGAUAGUUUUCAAUCUAUAAAGUCAGGUGGUUGCAAAUGAGAAUUUUUUUGCAGUGUAGUGAGUGUUUGUCUCUAUGUACGAGUAUAUUGUGCAGCCUGACAGAGGUGUACACCUGCUCCAUAGUUCAAGACUGCAUUCCACUUCCCUUAUGAAUACAGUGUGAGGUUGACCAGUUGGAGAGCUGCUAAACAGAAUCCACCCUGAGUUAGGCUUUCAGUAAAUCAGUAUCCCAGCAAGACCUAAUGCCUAUGAAACCCAUUCCUUGUCAAAAAUCUGAAUUUCUUGAAAUGUCGCUUUAUUAAAAGCCUGUGCCAAUGGAAUCUGGACCCAGAGUUAGUGUCUAAGGGGAAGCUGUAUUCUAGUACAACUCUUGCACCUUUGACCCAAAAAUCUAUGUAAAAAGUUUGAUUUGUGUCUUAAUUUUGCUAAUCUCUGGUGUCUCUUUUCCCACUGCCCCCUUCCAAAUAUGUAAAUAGGAUUAGUGAUAUCUGGCAAUACUUGAGAGAAAUCUUAACUCAAUGCUUGUAACCGAACCACUGAAACCUGACAAUGGAAAGGUCAUCUGAUCAGCCAACGUCAAAAGCAAAGACUGACCCACAAAUAAAAGUUCAAAGUUGUGGUGAGGCAGGAACUGUGGGAUGGGUUUACAUAUGAAAUAGGCUGUUACAAUAACAAAUCCUAAUGAUAGCAAACACUUUAAAAGAAAAAUGAGUAUUUUUCAGUCUUUGUAUACGAACAUGUGGAAUGAUUGUCAAAGUAGAAUAAUAGAGGAAAUUAUUGUGUAGUUGAGAAAUCAGGUUUCUUCGACUAGGUCUAUAGAAUGGAUGUUUUUUUAUAUCUGUACUCGCAUAUCGACCUAAAUUCAAAGUACAAGUUAUUUCCACUAACAGCCAUCAAUACUUCAGCCUGUGUUAUACAGAUCAAGGUGUUUGCAUUUGGUUCUUUGGUUUGGGCAGAAUAUAGAAAUGUGUUGUUGGUUGAUGUUUACUAAUCAUAGUGCAAAAAUAUACAUCUUCCUCAUUGCUAAACUGGAUCAAAUUACGUACAUUCAACAACCUUCAGACAUGAUGAGCAAAACCCUGUCCUAUCAGAGCAGGUUUUUUUGAACUUGCCUUUGCAUAUGUAGAUAGUUUUUAUUUGUAUGCCAAGUUUAAAAGGUAAAGUAGCAACGAAGUACAUGCCAGCUAAUUACUAAAUGUAACAGAGAUCUACAGAUAUGUAUCAAAUAAAACAAAACCACUAAAAACAAAGGCAAGAAAAAUAAGUUGAUAAAUUCCUCAGAAAUCAGGUAGUUAAUACCUUUUUGAAUGUACCAACAUUGGAAGUAUGGAAGGACUCCAGACUCUUGAGCUGUAUAUUAACACUGCAAGUCUCAAUGGUUGCAAGAACAGAAAUAUUCUGGUACAUUUCUGCAUUUUUAAUCUAAGUAUGUGACGUAUAUAUAAAAAAAAUAUAACUUAAACCCUGCUCGGUGGAUUGCAGCAUCUCCCUAUAACCCUGGUGUUGCAUUGCAGAAACUGAAAUGAUGGGUUCAGACUAGAACUGUGACCCACACCAGUAAAUGAUGUCUUCCACAAGUAUUUUCUGUCAGCAGAAUAGUUAAAUGCUGAUUCUACAAAAUUCUUGUUAUUAAUGCUUUUUUACAAACAAUGUGAGCUUGAGUAGACUGCCAGAGCUUACUUUCAUCUGUUCAUCUUUAACGCUUCAUUUUGUACUUGUUAAAGCAAGGGAAGUUAGUUAUCUGAAAUGGAAUGCUGUAUCAAAGCAGGAUAUAAGCUUUUGUUGCAUGUUCCUGAAGUAGUUUGGGUGAUUUUUCAGAUACAUGGUUUACUAAAAUUUUGGUAAAACCCAGAAUCUCUCAGGAAUUUUAUUGACCAUAAGUCACAUUGUUCACUUAGAUGUAAAUUGGCAGACAUGUAAAUUUUACUUUUGGCUUUACUCAGCUGUAAGAUGUUUUGUCUGAAAGCCAAAUGUCAGCACAGUGAUUAAGUAUUAUAUUGCCUUUUGAUUGAGAUAUGGAACCCUGACCCCUCACAUCUUCUCAGGUGCAUGACAUUUUUCAAAGGGAAGGGAGUUUGUGAACUAAACAGUUACUCUUAAUCAACACCAGCAAAAGAAAGCUUUACUGGUCAUUAAUCUCAUUGCAUUGUGUGAUACUUCAGUGUCUAAAAACAUGUUCCUCUAUUUGGCUACCCUUCCAAGGUCCUGAAUUUUCCAGGACUUUUUUUUUGGGACAUCCUGAGGCUAUGGGGGAUAAAUGCAAUUUAUUUCUGCUUUCUUUGAGGAGAGGAGAAGGGAAAAUUUGCUGGACAAAAAUGGAUAAUGUGGUUAAAGUGCAAUUACAAUCUAAAAAAUUACUUGUGUAAUAGGGCAGGAAAGUAGUAUUUCACUGCACAAAUUAACUUGGUCUACAGUUAUAUAAGAUUAAAAGAUAAUUGAAAAAGACUGCUGAAGUAGUUUAGGUCCAGUACAUGUUAAGCUCACCCAGUUAGAUUGGUUGUUCGUCUGCAGUUAGUUGUGUUCCCAUGGUGGUAAAGUUGAUGCAAUGAACAAAGCUGAGUUCAUAAUGUAGAUCACGUGGUCAUGAAGAGAGCAGUUUUCUACUCAUACUAUCGCGUGUUCAAUGUGAUAUUUCAGAAUUUGCCCAGUCCUUUACUGUUCAUGUAAGAAUUUGUAACAUUAGCUGAGGUUUAUACCGUGAAGUCUCUCACUACAGCAUUGGGUUAUCCUCGUACAGCCUCUUGAUCAUUUUGGUUUGAGAGCCCUUUCUCUGUACUGUUCAUUUUCCUUUGGGUAAAAUGUGUAAUCUAGUUAUCUCAAUGGCAUUUUACAUACAUUUUUAGAUAUUCGUGACUUGGAUAUAAAUAACAGAUUUCAAAAAUACUAAUAACAGCAUGAUUUAUGGUCCAUUCCGGACUAAUGAAUCUGUUAAAUAAAUUUCAUUAUCGGUGCAUUAGACCAUGGGAACAACAACGGUAAUUCUGAAAUACUUACAAGUGCUUUUAAAAAAGGGAGUUGUAAAUUUCUUGUACAAAGUGACAGCGUUGCCACGUUUCUAUGUGGUUCUGUUUUCUGAUGCCACUGGAUUGCAAAUUUGGCAGUCCAGUGGUGGGAUAUUUACUAAUGUUCUUGGUGGCCCUCACUCUUAACUGAGGUGCUCAGCUAAGCAGUUGGUAGUGGAUAAUUUAAUGCUAAAGUUAGGGUAAGUUGCUGUUCAGAAUCUGAGUUGAUCUCAGCCUGGUUUCUUAUUGCUGCAUAGCUAACAAAUUGUCCUGCUGUGAGACACGAGGUGAAGUGACGUUAAAAUCUUCACAUCACCUUUAUGAUAGGUUCUUCGCUGCAUUCUGUAUAAGUAAAAUGCCUUCUACUGAGUGCAGUACAGUCUGUUUACAGCAAAAUAAAGCACGUUACUUUAUAGAAUAGUUACUUAGUAUUUAAUCAGACAAACUAUGUAACUUGGGUAUAGUCCAUUAUUUACAUUUUACAGACUCCUUUAAGACGGGGCAGAGGAGUAUGCAUUUGCUGUAACUUUCAAUAUUGAGAGAUUUUUCUUUUCUGAUUUAACUAUAGGGUGUGAAAAUAUGUAGCUAUUGCUUCCUCAGGUUCUGUACCCUCAGUCUCACUAUCAUUACGGUGAAAUGUUAAACAUUUACAUUACGAAAACUGAUGGUCUGAGAAAAGUCAAGUAAAGCUAGUUAAGAUCACAAUCAAGUGUUUAUUUGCCUUUGUAUAGAAAAUUAUGUAAGUUUUGUAAAGUAUGUUUUGCUAUUUAAUACAUAAAACACAUAAUGGAUCUAAAUCUCAAAGUUGAAAGCAAUAAUCAUGAAGUCAUCCUAUUAAUGAUGAAUUUGGUAAUUUCUCAUUUAAAUUUUUGAAACUAUUUCUGCUCAUCUAUAGGACAACUGAAAAUGGUUAUCAAAAUUACACAAAUUAUGUAAGCACUAUAAAUAUCUGUUGUCGAGGAGGCCCAGCCAGUUUCCAGUAUUAGGCAAAUUAAGCCAGCUUGAUUCAGUAUUCCUGCCUUUGCAAUUAUUUUAAUAUUGAUGCAUAAUAACAUUAAAAAGGUACUCUAAUUUUGAAUGUUACAGCUCUUGCUGCUUAAUUAAAACAUUAAGUAAACUACAGGUUUUUAAGGAGAAAUCACUACUUGCACAAUGUCCUCUAACCUAGGUGUAAAUUUAAUUCAGUGACAGCCUUUGUAAACCCCAAUAAUUAUGUUUAAUGAUGCAUGUUUGGUGUUUGAACCAUGUAAAUCCAGUGUUUAUUGUAUAUAAUAACUUGAUGUAAAUAGAAUGGAAUUAAUAAAAUGGUGUUUGUCUCAA
Messenger RNA from Hypanus sabinus (Atlantic stingray), 9356 nucleotides. RefSeq names its product pleckstrin homology domain containing, family M (with RUN domain) member 2 (gene plekhm2). Gene Ontology annotation, cellular component: endosome membrane. The transcript is spliced from 20 exons. Bases 121 to 3213 code for a protein of 1030 amino acids. Gene Ontology annotation, biological process: regulation of protein localization; positive regulation of membrane tubulation; Golgi organization. NCBI's taxonomy places the organism in Eukaryota, Metazoa, Chordata, Chondrichthyes, Myliobatiformes, Dasyatidae. Gene Ontology annotation, molecular function: kinesin binding. The record is from RefSeq and is a predicted model, not a curated record.